Messenger RNA from Nannospalax galili (Upper Galilee mountains blind mole rat), 6649 nucleotides. It is a transcript of the gene Zc3hav1, whose product is annotated as zinc finger CCCH-type containing, antiviral 1. The record is from RefSeq and is a predicted model, not a curated record. Lineage: Eukaryota; Metazoa; Chordata; Mammalia; Rodentia; Spalacidae. Gene Ontology annotation, molecular function: NAD+ poly-ADP-ribosyltransferase activity; metal ion binding. Bases 327 to 3326 code for a protein of 999 amino acids. The transcript has 13 exons.
CCUCUUUCCGGGAGCAGCCUCGCGCUCCCGGGCUGCGGGACCAGCCGAGACCCAGGGGGCCUUCCGGGGUGUCGCUGCGGCCAGGCGCGGAGCUUUCCGCGUCUUUCCAUUCGCUCCGGGCCGCCGCCCACUUCAAAUCUGACCCUAGGACCGGCCGGGGGAGGUCUGGCUUCUGGAAGCUGCGCUACAGAGUUGGAAAGCGAAAGCGAUCUGCAAACGGCACCGCCCGCGUCCGCCCCGAGGAACACUACUAAGUUUCGAUUCUCGGUGGAGCUGGGUCCCGCGCGCGGUGGCCGGAGCAGCGACAGCCCGCGAGCGUGCGUGCCAUGGCAGACCCCGGGGUAUGCAGCUUCAUCACCAAGAUCCUGUGCGCGCACGGGGGCCGCAUGACCCUGGAGGAGCUGCUGGGAAAGAUCGCGCUUCCCGAGGCGCAGCUCUGGGAGCUGCUAGAGGCGGCGGGGCCCGACCGCUUCGUGCUACUGGAGCUCGGAGGCCGGGCCGGGAUCACCCGGUCGGUGGUGGCCACCACCCGAGCCCGCGUCUGCCGUCGCAAGUACUGCCAGAGGCCCUGCGACAACCUGCACCUCUGCAAGCUCAACCUGUUGGGCCGGUGCCACUAUUCGCAAGCGGACCGGAACUUAUGCAAAUAUUCUCAUGAAGUUCUCUCAGAACAGAACUUCCAGGUCCUGAAGAAUCAUGAGCUCUCUGGGCUUAACAAAGAGGAACUGGCAGUGCUCCUAGUCCAGAGUGACCCUUUUUUCAUGCCCGAGAUAUGCAAAAGUUAUAAAGGAGAGGGUCGGAAACAGAUCUGUAGCGAGCCACAGCCCUGUGAGAGACUGCACAUCUGUGAACACUUCACCCGAGGGAACUGCAGUUACCUCAACUGCCUCAGGUCCCAUAACUUGAUGGACAGAAAGGUGCUGGCCAUCAUGAAGGAACAUGGCCUGAGUCCAGAUGUGGUCCAGAGCAUCCAAGACAUCUGCAACAGCAAGCACAUCCGGAGGAACCCUCCUGGGUCGAGACCUCCUAAUUCCCAUCGCAGAGCUGCAGCAUCUAGAGGAAGAAGCAAAAGUCGAGACCGUUUCCUUCAGAGCAGCCUAGAAUUUCUCCCCUCUUCCUCAUCUCAGAGGUCUGGUCCACCCAGCCCAGAUGUCGCUAGCUGCGAGGCUCCCCUGGAGGAUGUGCAGACAGAUGACAUAAAUGACCUCAUUAACAAGAUCAAGUAUCUGGGAAGUCAAGACUGUGCUCAGCCUUCCUCCAUCUCCUCUAAGGCUGCUGGUCUUCGAGUAUCCACUCAAAUGGGAAAAAGCCAGAAGUUUUCAGAGAAUGGGGGUCCAGAUGGCUUCUCUUAUAAGAAUCAUUCCAAUUCAUCCCUGAGUCAACGUCCCACCAGCUCGUCUCUUGAUUCUGCACAUAUAUCUGAAGCCAUAACCAUCAGAAAGGGUGUGCCUUCCUCACAGCACAUGGAUGUCAAAGGCAAGAGUGAGAGUCAAAACAUCCAGUAUGUCCCUCUUUUUACUGGUCAUGCUGAUGGAGCAACUGUGGCUGGAACAGCCACAGCAGCUUUAAAUUAUAGAGCCACAGCCAAUGGUCCAAGAGAAAUGGCUUUACCUAGCAACCAUCAAAGCAGUGCAGCUGUACUCUGGGAUCUCCAGACCACUGGCAGAAUCACCAACAGUGACCCAGAUCUGACAUUUCUGAAUGGUAAAUACAAAGAGAAUACACUUCGGGCUGGUAAAUGUAUCCAUAAUGCACUAGUCAAAUCAUGGAUAGAGUCAAAUGGCUCUAGUCAAAUUAUGGAUAAAACUUCUAAAGGUGCUAAAAGUAAUACCAGUGGCUUUGGCUUAAAAGCAGCAGUCACUGGGGAAAAUAAUGCAUUGUGCUCUGGAGGCCAGAGUCUGAAAAGUCAGGUCAUGACCACAGCUGGGGAGACCACUGCCCUUGUGCAGGUCAGCAGGCUGCCUCAGUCACCUCCACCUUCCUCAAGCCACAGAGCUGCAGCCUCUGGGACCCCUGGUAAGAGCUUGGCCCAUGCCUCUGUCGGCCCAGCCAGUGAGCUCGCAAGGACAACCCCAGGCUCUGCUCAGGAGUCCAUGUUUUACACCACAAGUUCCAUACCUACUAGGAUGGAUGAUCAUGAUUCAAAAGAAAUCUGCCCAGAUCAUCUGUACAAGGGUUGUCAACUGAGCAACUGUAGCAAAAUCCACUUUCACCUGCCCUACCGGUGGCAGAUGUUCAUAUCCACCUGGGUGGACUUCCAGGACAUGGAGAACAUCGAGCAGGCCUAUUGUAAUCCCCAAACUGACACCUUUUUGACAGGAAUAUAUGAAAUUAAUUUCCAGAAGAUGACCUUUGGCUCUAAUCCUGUCCGGCGCCUCUCUACUCCUUCAUCUGUCACAAAGCCAGUGAACUCUGUCUUCACCACCAAAUGGCUUUGGUAUUGGAAGAAUGAAUCUAACAAAUGGAUUCAAUAUGGGGGUGAGAACAUCGGCCAGCCCAGUUCCGACAUUGACUCUUCAUACCUGGAGUCUUUCUUCCAGUCCUGGCCCAGGGGAGUUGUGCCAUUUCGGGUGGGUUCUCAGGACUAUGAGCUAAGUUUCCAAGGGAUGAUUCAGACAAAUGUAACUUCUAAGACUCAAAGGGAUGUCAUCCGAAGGCCAGUGUUCAUUUCUUUGAAGGAUAUGGAGCAGCUAAGAAGAGGUCCAGACUAUCAACCAGUUGUGACCAAUACACAGGCUUUGGCCUCGAAUUCUCUUUCCCAGAGGAUUAGUGUCAACUUCCAAUCGAAUGAAUAUGAGUUGCUAGAACUUAAUAGCCAGGAUGAGGAAUAUAUCAGAAUAAGUGAGCAAUUUAAAACUUCAAUGAAGCAGUUCAAGAUUGAAAAGAUGAAGAGGAUCUGGAAUCAAAAGCUCUCGGAUGCUUUUCAAAGGAAAAAGCUACGGAUGAGGAAUAAAGAGGAGGUGCUCCUAUUUCACGCAACACGCCACGCCUAUGUGGAUUAUAUCUGUAAGAAUAAUUUCGAGUGUGCCCUACAUGAGAGUCGUGAAACCAGAUAUGGAAAAGGAAUUUACUUUGCAAAAGAAGCCAUCUAUUCCCAUAAAAAUUGCCCAUACGAUGCCAGAAACAUUGUUAUGUUUGUAGCCCGAGUCCUGGUUGGAGAUUUCAUCGAAGGAAAUAAGAUGUAUACUAGCCUCCCGUCUCUAUAUGAUAGCUGUGUGGACACAAGGUUGAAUCCCUCGGUCUUUGUCAUCUUUGAGAAAGAUCAGAUUUACCCCGCAUACAUGAUUGAAUACUCAGAUACAGACAAAGCCUGUGUAAUUAGUUAGAAACGGUGCAUUAGGCAUUAUCAAGGAUGGCACAACCAUUCAGUUCACUUCUAGGAAUCAGUCACCCCAGAUAAUAGUUAUACUUUCACAUUUCCUUGAUGCAUUACCUAAUGUCUUAAAUCAGCAAUUCUCAAAUGUUGCUGCCCCCAAAUUUGUAUUCCAGGUUGCACCCCAUCCUGAUGAAGUCAAUCCUUCGGGGGACCAGAGCCAGGUGGCACUAUUUUUUAAAGCUCACCUGAGUGUUUUGAAAAGUUUGUGUGGUCUUACCAUCACUGGUCGGGCUGAUUUCUAUAUUGUCUAUAAUUAACUUCGACCUUUCUCAUCAUUCUUUGUCUUUACUGUGUAGCAUUGCUUUGGUUUUGUUUAAAUUGAAAGAAGAUUAAUUUGGGACAUUUGAGAGAAAUGUAAUAAUGCCUAUCGAAAUAAGGACAUAAGACAUUGCAGCCCUGGGAGGAAAACUUGCUGAGGAAAAAAAAAAAAAAAAGUUUAAAAGUUCAAUGUAAAUGCUAUUGACAGACACGGAUACAGUAUGCAAUACCAUACAUUAUCAUGCGAUGAAAUUGAUCAGAGGUACACCUUUGCGUUUACUUACAAGCCAGACUCUGUGGGAUUGAUGCUGUGUCUCUGAAAUAUAAUACUAAGAGCCAUCAAGUAUAGUUCAGAGAAAAGCAACCAUCUGGGGUUAAUUGCCCAUUUAGGCUCGUGACAUUUAUAUUUGAAUUAACAUGAUCACAGAGAAAGCUUUUUACAGGUCGGGCUUUCAUUAAAUCAUCUGGAUUUUAGUAGGAUUAAGUUGCAAUACCCAGAGUCAUACAAGAAUGACUGAUAAACCUGACUGCUAUUGGAUUUGCUUGCAGUGAUAGAUGAGGUUCACCAAGUUGUCUGGAGCAGGGCCAGCCCUGUUUGAAGGACAGGCCUCUUACGGAGGCAAGACUGGUUUGCUGCUGACCACAAAAGCAGCACAAAGAAAACAGUGUCCCACACAGUCCGUGUACCUGCAAAGGGGCUUUGUUUUAAAAAUAUAGCAGAUGUGCUUUUAGAGCAUUUAUUUCUUUCCUUAUCUGAGUCAGGUUUUUUCUUCCAGUUCUCCUUUUUCAACAUUCUAUGCCAGUUGCCACUAUUUCCUGUUAUAUUCCUUCCAGCAGGCAAUGCUAGUAGUUAAUUAGCAUCACUGUUGAUUUUUCUAUUAGUCAGGUUUUAGAUUGGUACAAAAGGCUUCGCUCUUCCUUCACUUUAAAGGUCUCCACCAGUAACAGUGUAUAGAGAUUUUUUUAGAGUAAGAUUCUUUUCUGGAGCAUUUGCCGCAAAUGAUUUUUUUCAUUCACUGACUUUUUUUUUCAUGGUAGCUUCCAUUUUGGAGUGUUCAUUCCCUGACUUUGACCUUCACACUGUAGAGGUGCAAGAGGUGUGAUUUAUCUGACUGCCCAUUAGACACUUCUACUUGGCUAUUUCUCAGGCAUCUCUGGUUGAACAUGUCCAAAAUGGAGCACUCUAUCUGCCUCCUUCAAAGGACCCUGUCCCUCUCCCAGUAAACAGUACCCCUGGAUCCCAGGUCUAUAGGCAGUAAGCCAGAAGUUCUCCCAGGCUCCUUUCCCUAUCCCUUUACACAUUGAGUCGUUCCAAGUCCAGUUUUGCUUUCUGCGUACAAACCAUCCUGGUCUCCUCUCAGUACCAGGUGCCUUUUGUACCUAGUUCAGUGGUUCUCAACUCUUUUUUUUUUUUUUUUGUAACAUAUGCUUUAUUUAAUCUUCAAAGAACAAUUCAGAGGUGAUGUAUUCUACACAUAGUUCUAUGAAUUAAAAACCAAUCAAAAUUAAUUUUAACAGAAGAGGGGGAAAAAGGCUCAUAACUCAGGCACAGCUUUACAGUACUAAGACAUAAUGAAGCCGUCAGCUGUUUACACUUAAAGUGAUUAAAUAUGAGCAUAAAAGAAAGUAAUCAGAGGCUAUUGUGGAUUCAGAGAAGCAUGGGAACACGAGUGGACAUUCGAGUAAAAGCCAAUGGUACAACCAGCUAUUUGCAUAUGUUAACAGUAUGAGUACACGGUAAGAAGGAAAUAACCUUCAUUGAAAUAAAGAUACAAGAGAACCUUCAGAUCGUCGAAGCAGAGGAAAUGAAGAGAUAUAUUCCUGCACACGAGCUGUAGGUCGUAUAUGAAUGUCCAGUGAGACAUUCAAAAUUCGCAUAGGGCGCAAAAGAAUUUCUUAUUGUGAGGAACUGCCCAACGUACCCCAAAAUGUUUGCGUACAUGGCUCUCACAUGCUAAAUGCCAGUGGCGCCCUUCCCCCGCCCGCCCGUGGUUAAGACAACCACAGAUCCUACUAGGCCUGUGUACUCUUUUCAGAGAGUAGAUUUCUUUAAUAACACCCUCUUUGCCAACUUGAGAUGAUUCAUAGGUAAUAGAAUCUACACAUACGGGUGCCCUACCUGUAAUUUAGUGCCCUACCUGUAUUAUAAUAGAAACAUAGAAGGUCAGAACAUUGGAAUAAAACAAUGAAUUUUCAUAUGUAAGUGCUUAUACAUGACUAUGCUAUAAGUCAUGAAAUAGAUGUUAACUUUUUAUGAAGAGGUUUGGGCUUAAGAGUCCAGCAGGGCCAACUUCCUGAGAUGAAAUACAGGAAGGUGAAAGAUAAAAGAAGGGUGACGGAAUGAAGUAGUGUUAGGGUAGGCCAUAUCAGACCUUAUCUGUCUAUGGUAAAGAAAGGGGCGGAAUUACCUUAACUGAAAUAAGGAUAAUAAGGCAGGACAAAUUACAAAUUGUCUCAGAGGAAACACAUGAGGUAUACUCUCUCGGACAAGCUGUAGGUCCUCCAUCCAUGUCCAGCAGGACAUUAGACAAUCGUACAAGGUGCAGAGCAACUCGUGUGUGAGACUGACCCAUCCACACACUGCAGGACACGUGUUCUGCCUUGGGCUGCAUCUACACAGAGCCGGCCAUCAUCUUCAGAUACAAAACCAACAACCAUCACUUCCUGGUCUAUUCCAAUGAGAACCACUGACCUAGUUCAUGACUAGCACUCUUGGAGUAAGUCAUUUCUUACUUCCAUUCUAUAUAUCGAUAGAAUAGGUCAGAUCCUUGCCUUCUAAACCCUGGGUUUUAAAAAUGCUUUGUGCCUUGAUUUGUCUGUCUUUAGCAUCUGUCCAAUUUGAUACUGUCUGAUAUCUGCAUUGGAAUGUAAGCUCUGAGUGCAUCUGUUAUUUUGCUCUGCCUGAUGCCCACUCUCCCUAAGAGCUUGAUGCACUGUGCAAAGGAUGAAUCUUGUUAACAAAAUUGUUGAGUUUUACUGCUUCUUCUUGCUUGCUCAAUAAAAAUUAAAAAUGAA